Messenger RNA from Andrographis paniculata, 1361 nucleotides. Its product is annotated as GDSL esterase/lipase At5g45670-like. NCBI's taxonomy places the organism in Eukaryota, Viridiplantae, Streptophyta, Magnoliopsida, Lamiales, Acanthaceae. The transcript is spliced from 4 exons. Gene Ontology annotation, molecular function: hydrolase activity, acting on ester bonds. The record is from RefSeq and is a predicted model, not a curated record. The coding region runs from base 42 to 1148 and encodes 368 amino acids.
CCCCAAAUUAAAUACACACAGCAUUGAUCGAUCAAUCAAACAUGGCGGGUCUUCUUCCUCGUAUUACAACCUCGGCGAUGGCCAUGGCCAUUGUCAUCACUGUUCUAUCCAUUUCGAACGAGCUUGCAGUGUCUGCACUGAGACACGCUCAAUGUAUGUUCUUCUUCGGUGAUUCGCAGUUCGACAAUGGCAACAACAACGACUUGGCUACAUUAGCCAAAGUUAACUAUCGCCCCUACGGCAUCGACUUUCCCUCCGGCCCGACCGGACGUUUCGCCAACGGUCGCAAUGUCCCCGAUUAUCUUGCUGAAUUUUUAGGCUUCCCGACUUCGAUACAGCCGUUUGCAAGUGUAAGAGGCUCGGAGAUCCUUAACGGCGUGAACUACGCAUCGGGAGGAGCAGGAAUUCUCGACGAGACAGGGAUCUUGUUGGGCGAUCGGAUUACAAUGAAUGAACAGCUGCAAAACCAUAGGACUGUCGUAGGUCGCAUCGCCGCUUUACGGGGAAGAAAUCCAACGGCGGCAAAGGAGUAUCUAAGCAAGUGUGUGUAUGUUGUUAACAUCGGCAGCAACGACUACCUUAACAACUAUCUGUUGCCUACUUACCCGACUCGUUUCUUCUUCACUCCCGACAGCUUUGCGCAACGAUUGAUCGUAUCGCUGUCCCAACAAUUAAGGGAAUUGUACUCUCUCGGCGCGAGGAAAACUGCCGUCUUCGGGAUCGGAUACUUGGGGUGUCUUCCUCAGACUGUGGCCACCGGGACUCCCGGGAAUGCGACGGGUUGCGUGGACAAUGUCAACGCUAUUGUGCAGCUAUUCAACGACAGGAUGAAGCCGUUGAUCGAUGAUCUAAACCGUAGUCAGCGUAAUGCCAAGUACACGUACAUAAACAUAACCAGCAUUUCGUCGCCGGGGGAUCCUGCGCUGGCCGGGAUUAGAGUGGCGAAUGUGGCUUGCUGCCCUGUAUCGCCGCAGACGGGACUCUGCCUUCGCGACUCAAUCCCUUGUAAUAACAGAGAUGAGUACACAUUUUGGGACAACUUUCAUCCGACCUCGAUUGUGAACCGUGCCGCGGCUGCGAGGGCGUUUAGGGCUGCCUUGUUCACGGAUGCGUACCCGGUCGAUAUUCGGCAACUUGCCCGGCAAUGAACAAGUUUAAGGAUGCAUAAACACACGUACAAACAAGUGUGGUAAUAAAGCUAUCAACACACGUACAAACAAGUGUGGUAAUAAAGCUAUCAACUGUUAUCUAAGUUAUGCUUGUGUUGUGUUAAUAAAUUGAUGUCUCAAUUGAGAUAACAAACUGGUUAUCCAUACAAACUGUAAUGUAAUACCUCAAAAGGGUGUGUUAACUUUAUCCAA